AUGGCAAUUGAUGUUUUGGUGAUUCCUCGAAACCAUUGCUAUGACAACCCCUGGGAUAGAGGAUACCGGUUGUGCGUCAGCGGACUGACAAAUAUAUUCAGAGCUAACAGUGCUUUUGGAGGUGGCAUUUCUCUAUAUGUUAACCUGUGCUGCACUGGCAGUGGUAGAGCUGGUGGUGGUGGUGUUGGCGGUGGUAGUAGUGGUGGUGCUAUUGCACUGGCGUUGGGCACUGGCGUUUGUAGUGUGUUUGUGCACAAAGAGCAUCAAAUCCAUAGCUCCAGAGCAGCACAACUACUCCAACUCCAACUCUAUAUCCAACUCCCAGAGCAUCUCUGGAGCGGAGUCAGUUUGUGUGAGCGCUCAUCAAAUAACAAGUCCUCCGCUCUCUCCGUACGCCUCACAGCAUACAAAGUACUGUAUUUUUGGGGCAAAAAUAUAUGCUACCGGUGCCUCAUUGUUAUGCGGGCAUCCCUUUUGGAAAUACAGCUUUUAUCCCUUAUGACGAUCACAACCUCUCUUCAGUGCUCUCUUCAGUGCUCUCUUCACUACUCUCUUCACUCACAUAACAAAGGCACUAAAUCCGUAAACACAGAGAUAUGUAUUGGGGUAUUGGUGCGCAACGGUGUGCCCGGAGCUGUCUGUCCAUUACGGCUGGCAUAG
Oppiella nova is the source of this 660-nucleotide messenger RNA. NCBI's taxonomy places the organism in Eukaryota, Metazoa, Arthropoda, Arachnida, Sarcoptiformes, Oppiidae. The record is from the annotation of a GenBank genome assembly.